This is a messenger RNA of Closterium sp. Naga37s-1, 1563 nucleotides long. The record is from the annotation of a GenBank genome assembly. NCBI's taxonomy places the organism in Eukaryota, Viridiplantae, Streptophyta, Zygnematophyceae, Desmidiales, Closteriaceae.
AUGACGUACUGCGAAAAACGACAGCGAAUCCCAUUCGCCCGCGGUCCCCUACCCCCUUCACUAUCACUCCUCCUCCUCGUCGUGUUCCCUCCCCUUCCCCCGUCACUAUCACUCCUCGUCGUGUUCCCUCCCCUUCCUCCGUCACUAUCUCUCCUCCUCGUCGCAUUCCCUCCCCUGAACCCGUCACUAUCAUUCCUCCUCCUCGUCGCGUUCCCUCCCCUUCCCCCGUCCUUUCCCCUCCUCCUCGCGUUCCCUCCCCUACCCCCGUCACGUACACUCCCCCUCCUAGUCGCGUCGCCUCCCCAUCCCCCGUCACAAUCACUCCUCCUCGUCGCCGUCCCUUCCCUUCCCCCGUCACUAUCACUCCUCCUCCUCCCCUCGUUCCCUUCCCUUCCCCCGUCACUAUCACUCCUGCUCCUCGUCGCGUUCCCUCCCCUUCCCCCUCUUUACAAUGCCCGUCCCCCCCCCCCCCCCCCACGCACGCCCUGCCCGUUCCCUUUGCAGGUGCUCCCCACACCCGACGCCAUCUCCCCCAUUCCCCCUCGAUACCUCUCCAUACUCCCCACCGCUAGCACGCCCCUCCCCCGUGGCUACCACUCCCUCCCCGUCACGAUCACUCCCCUUCCCCCUCCCAAACAUUCCCCUUCCCCCUCACUGUCACACCCCUUUGCUGUCGCGCUCUCUCCUCUUCCCCCUCGCUGGCGUGCACAAUCCCCCCCCAUGCGCGCCCUGGCCUUCCCCGUCACUAUCACUCCCCCUCCUCGUCAAGUUCCCUCCCCUUCCCCAUCGUCACCGUGCCCGUCCCCUCCCUCCACACACGCCCUGCUCGUGCCCUUUGCAGCACCCCCCUCCCCCGUCACUGUCACUCCCCCUCCUCGGCACAUUCCCUCCCCUUCCCCCUCGCUACCGUGCCUGUCCCCUCCACAUUUGGCAUUCCCUCCCCUUCCCCUUCGCAUGCAAUACCCGUCCCCGUCGCCAUCUCUCCCUUCCUCCUCUAUAGCUUCUCUUUCCCCACCGCUAGCUCCCCCCUCCCCCGUCACUAUCACCCCCCCUCCUCCACUCCCCUUCCCCCGUCACUAUCACUCCCCCUCCUCGGCACAUUCCCUCCCCUUCUCCCUCGCUACCGUGCCUGUCCCCUCCACAUUUGGCUUGCCCUCCCCUUCCCCUUCGCAUGCAAUACCCUUCCCCGUCGCCAUCUCUCCCUUCCUCCUCGAUUGCGCUAGCACCCCCCUCCCCCGUCACUAUCACCCCCCCUCCUCGUAUCGCGCUCUCCCCUUCCCCGACGCUAGCGUGCCCAUCCUCUCCCCCUCCCCCACGCACGCCCUCCCCUUCUCCUUCGCAUGCACUCCCCUUCCCCUUCGCCAUCUCUCCCUUUCCCCUUCCUUAGCACUCCCCUUCCCCUGUCACUAUCACUCCCCCUUCUCGACGCAUUCCCUCCCCUUCCCUCUCUCUACCGUGCUAGUCCCCUCCCCAUGUGACGCCCUCACCUUCCCCUUCGCAAGCACUACCCUUCCCCGUCGCCAUCUCUCCCUUCCCCCCUCAAUAUCUGCCCCAAACAGAUAG